Molecule: messenger RNA, 645 nt
Organism: Fusarium tjaetaba
Lineage: Eukaryota; Fungi; Ascomycota; Sordariomycetes; Hypocreales; Nectriaceae
Product: 50S ribosomal L24e protein
Exons: 1
Coding region: 1-645 (214 amino acids)
Biological process (GO): ribosomal large subunit biogenesis
Cellular component (GO): nucleolus
Source: RefSeq, a predicted model, not a curated record
AUGCCAGAGUCUUUCGCUUCUGUCGCAGCAAAUGCCACAAGAACGUACGUCUACAAAUCUCAACCGAGCAAAGAUCUCGCCGCUGAUGCAGUUUUACAGUUCAAGAUGAAGCGUAACCCUCGCAAGCUGAAGUGGACAAAGGCUUUCCGUAAGGCCGCCGGCAAGGAGAUGACUGUCGACUCAACACUGCAGUUCGCCGCCCGCCGCAACGUUCCCGUUCGCUACGACCGAGACCUCAUGGCCAAGACCCUCAAGGCCAUGGAGCGUGUGUCCGAGAUCCGUCAACGUCGUGAGCGCGUCUUCUACAAGAAGCGCAUGGCUGGCAAGCGUGAGCGAGAGCUUGCCCUCGCCCGCAAGCUGGUCGCUGAGAACGAGCACCUCCUGCCCCGCAUGCGCGGCAGCGAGAAGAAGCGCCUGCGCGACCUGGGCAUGACUGAGGAGGAGAUCGAGGAGAUGGAGCCUGACCGUGAGAAGACCAAGGCCUUCGGCGGCGAGAAGAAGAAGGUCGCCAUUGCGCUCGAGGUUGAUGAGGAUGAGGAUGAGGAUGAGGAGGGCGACAGCGGCAUGUUCGACGAUGAAGACGACGAGGACGAGGACGGUGAUGAGGAUGAUGAGAUGGACGAUAUCGAUAUGGAUGCCGAUUGA